Oryzias melastigma (Indian medaka) is the source of this 2606-nucleotide messenger RNA. RefSeq names its product Wnt-activated inhibitory factor 2 (gene tpbgl). Gene Ontology annotation, cellular component: plasma membrane. Gene Ontology annotation, molecular function: protein binding. The transcript has a single exon. Gene Ontology annotation, biological process: negative regulation of canonical Wnt signaling pathway. NCBI's taxonomy places the organism in Eukaryota, Metazoa, Chordata, Actinopteri, Beloniformes, Adrianichthyidae. The record is from RefSeq and is a predicted model, not a curated record. The coding region runs from base 240 to 1313 and encodes 357 amino acids.
AAAAUACCACCAAAGGAGCGCGCAUCAGCAGCUCUCCCGGCAGCUGGGGGGCUGAUGUCCAACGAUCCGAUGCGUAAAAGGUCCUAAAGACAACUAUUUCCAGGAAGACGCGCAGAGUUCUAUUUUUCUGUUGCGUUUCAUUUGGACAGAAAUGCGAUGUCGAGUUUAUUCGACUUUGUCUCCAGUGUGAGUCUUCCGCCUCUUUAGAAAGAAAAACAUUCCUCCUGUUUUGGACAAACAUGAGGAAGAGGAUUUGGAGACUUUACAGCUCGGAUCGUUGUUGGGUUUUUUCUGCGUGGAAUCACUGGUGCGUAUUUUACGCAACAGUCGCUUGCUUGCUGCUGGCGCCCGUCAGGGCGGAUGACACCUGUCCCUCAUCGUGCGUCUGUGCCAGAGAGUCGGGGAUGGUGAACUGCUCGCUCGGUACCGAGGAGACCGAGGUUCCGACAGAAAUACCGGCGUGGACUUCCACCCUGAUCCUCAAGGGGAGAAACAUCUCAACUUUACCGACUUGUGCGUUCUCUCCAAACGGCACAGAGCUGGAAGUGAUGAGACUGUUGCUGUCCUACAACGGGAUCCAGGCCAUUGAGGCGCGCGCUUUCCUUGGUCUCACCCGUUUGCAUUUGCUGGACCUGAGUCACAACCAGCUGGAGUCCAUCUCAGCGCAAGCUUUCCAUGGAUUACCAGAGUUGCGCUCACUUUACUUGAAUUCCUCCUUGUUGCCCUCUGCCACGGCGCAGCUCCAAAACGCGCUCAGCGCGCAAACUUUGCGCAGCCUCCACAGACUGGAGUUGGCAGGAAAUAAUCUGAAGUCUAUACCCCUGCAGAGAUUAGACAUUUACAACCUGCACGCCUUAGUGCUGGUGAAUAACUCUCUGGAGAACAUCGAGAGGGAGAACAUUAGCAGCUUGUACAAGCAGCAGCGCAUCCGCGUCUACUUGUCUUUGAAUCCAUUUCGGUGUAACUGUGACCUAGAGGCGUUUUACUACUGGCUGAAGAACUCCUCGCAGUGCCCGGAUGCUGCGCGCAUCCUGUGCACCGAGCCUGAGAGCAAGAGGGGCAUCCCUGUGGAGAAGCUGCGGGGGGAGGAUGUGGACUGCAUGAACGAGAACCUGGAGGCGGUUUCAUACGUGCUCCUGGGUAUAGUGUCGGCUCUCAUUGGAGUGGUGUUUCUCAUGGUGCUCUAUCUCAACCGGGGAGGCAUCAAGCGGUGGCUCAACAACAUCCGGGAGGCGUGCAGGGACCAGAUGGAGGUUUACCAUUACCGCUAUGAGCAGGACUCAGACCCGAGGCUGGCCAGCGUGGCGGUUUAACCUGCUGUAACAAGAGCCCAGAGCUGUGGAUGGAGGGGGAGAAAGAGGUUACAUAACCCCCAGGAACUGGUCCAUAAACUGCAUGUCUGAGUUUGGGACAUCCUCAAAGCCAAAGGCUGUCAAACUGUAAAAGACUAAACAUAUUUUCUGUAAAUAACUCCAGCAAGGUGUGCAUUUCAGCUGAACUCAUGUCAUUAAUCCCAUCAAUUCUGUGACAAAUGUACCUUUAAGAAUGGAGAAUGAAGUACUAGAAAAUGAAGAAACAAUUCAAGAUAUUCAUCUUUUAAUCCAUUGUGGUAGUGCAUGAUGCAAAUAAUAAGAGGCAAGAAAUCAGAAAAGGACGCAUUUGUUGGAGUGCCAUGUUUGUUUCAGCAGGCGUUACUAAAAUUACACAUUUACAUUACAAUUUUCCAAUAAAUAAAUAUAUUAUUUGAUGUAAGGGUUCCAUACAGAUUUGACCUUGCAUGCAACUGUAGCCAACCAAAGCUUAAAUAAAGGGUGAACAUAAAAAAGGGGAGUUAGCAGUGUUUACGUCACUACAUUUUAGCAUCACUGUCAGGCGUCGUUGGCUUGGUUUGACACUCCUGCUCAUUCAGUGGAUGAUCCAUUUUAUUUUUGCGUCUGAAUCGAAUGUAUCGUUAGAGUUCCGCAUAAAAGAGCAGCCUUAUCUGCUUUUUUUAUGGAAUACAGAGUGACAGGCGGGGUCAGGAAAGAUAUCACGACAAGACUGAGAUGUGUCGUCCUCAACAGCACUGCAACUUGCAGCUUAUCGCUCGAUAAAAUCUGUUUAAAAAUCACAAAUAUUUCACAACUAAAGCCAUGAAUGAAGAUUUACUUGAGGGUUUGUGUUACACAACCUCGGGGGUUGACAUUCCUUGAAAUAUGCUUACUUAAAUGCUUUAAUUUAGAAAUAUUUACUAAGGUAAGUAAGUACUAAUAGCAAUUGGGCAACAACUUUUAAGCAGAACUAAAAUUUGAUGCUCACAAACUGUAAUUAGGAAUUUACAAGCUAUUUUUGCUGAGUCAGCAACAAUGAACGCCCUUUUAGAUAACCGGAUCAAAAGGUGACCCUACAUGAGCUGACGUGCCACUGUUCUAUUCACUGUCAUUUUGUGUAGGAAGGCUAUAGGGAGAAACAUCGUCCACAGAGUCAUGUGAACGGAUGAGUGCUGUAUGCUCUACAUCACAAUCCAAAAGCUGCAGUGAAAAGAUCACGCGGACAAUUUUUCUCCCUGUGAAGGUUCCCAAGUGCAUGAAAUAAGGUAAAAGUAUACGUGGGAGUACAUCCUUUAU